Salvelinus sp. IW2-2015 is the source of this 1727-nucleotide messenger RNA. Its product is annotated as ankyrin repeat domain-containing protein 29. Lineage: Eukaryota; Metazoa; Chordata; Actinopteri; Salmoniformes; Salmonidae. The record is from RefSeq and is a predicted model, not a curated record. Gene Ontology annotation, biological process: protein localization to ciliary inversin compartment. Gene Ontology annotation, molecular function: protein binding. Gene Ontology annotation, cellular component: ciliary inversin compartment.
UUGUGUCAGUGAGCAGACAGAGCGCCACACGGAAUUGAUUCAGUGAGCAGACAGAACGCCACACGGAAUUGGGUCAGUGAGCAGACAGAGCGCCACACGGAAUUGUGUCAGUGAGCAGACAGAGCGCCACACGGAAUUGAUUCAGUGAGCAGACAGAGCGCCACACGGAAUUGAGUCAGUGAGCGCGCCUGUCUGUGUGGCGGGAGCGGCACUGCAGAGGAUAUACACAGGCUGCGUGUUGUUUUUCCUUCAGCGCGCCAACACCCCGGGAGAAGCCACAACAAAUAGUCAAAACAAAUACGUUUUAGACAGUUAUUAUAGUAAUAUAAGGGCAUCGCAUUUUUUUGCAUACGCAAGAAAGAUGAGUCACGAAUGAGGUCUGCAGGAUGUCGUUCAAGAAGGAGACGCCCCUUGCUAACGCCGUGUUUUGGGCAGCUCGUAAGGGGAACUUGGCCCUGCUUCAAUUACUGCUCAACAGUGGUCGUGUGGAUGYCGACUGCAGAGACAGUUUUGGCACCACAGCCCUGAUGGUGGCCUCCUACAGCGGCCACUAUGACUGUGCCAGGGAGCUGAUCAUGCAGGGAACUGACAUUAACCUGCAGAGAGAGACAGGCUCCACUGCCCUCUUCUUUGCUUCCCAGCAGGGACACAAUGAAGUAGUGAAGCUCCUCUUUGAAUUUGGUGGCUCAACUGAAUUCCAGACAAAGGACGGUGGCACAGCCCUCUCUGCAGCCUGUCAGUAUGGCCACUCUAAGGUGGUGGACACUCUGCUGAAGAACGGAGCCAAUGUCCAUGAUCAGCUGCAUGAUGGUGCCACUCCACUCUUCCUUGCUUCCCAGGAGGGUCAUGUGACUGUCAUACGUCAACUUCUGUCAUCUGGAGCCAAAGUUAACCACCCUAGGGAAGAUGGCACAGCCCCCCUGUGGAUGGCAGCCCAGAUGGGACACAGUGAAGUAGUUAAGGUUUUACUUCUGCGUGGUGYAGAUCGGGAUGCUGACAGAAAAGACGGGUCAACUCCAUUAUUCAAGGCAGCUUUCAAAGGACACAACACUGUCAUUGAUGAGCUCCUCAAGUUCUCCCCUUCAUUGGGCCUUCUCAAGAAUGGUUCCACAGCCCUCCACGCUGCUGUCAUGGGUGGCAAUCAUAAAAGUGUAAACCUUCUGCUGGGGGCCAAUGCAGACCCCACACUACCCAACAAGAACAAUGAACUGCCAGCACAUCUUACAAAGAGCAAUCGCAUCCUGAGGGCUCUGCGACCGCAAAUCUUAAAUGGAAGUAGUUGAUGACAACCCUAGUUGUCCAUGGUUAGACCAUGACUGCAAACCUUAGACUAUGGUUGUUUUAUGGAGAGAAAUGCACUGAGGGCUCUGAACAACAGAGAACAAACCAACAGGWUUCAGUCACACAACAAUAAUAUUAAUAUGGUGCUUGUUUUCAAUUGCAGCUUCAGACAAUGUUAUUUGGAGUAACCAUAAUUGGAUGAAGCUAAAAGGAUGGUUAUAUAUGUAGCCUACUACAAAAAUGCAUCCGUUUGUGGCAAUAGUUAUUUUGCCAUGUGUGCCCUUACCUUUGAGGUGUUGUUAUAACUUUGCUGUAUAGUUUCUGUUUAUAAAACGUUUUAUCCCURGUGCUGUAAUAUUUCUAAAUAUUUAGCUUUUUUUUCUGCCAUUUUAAUAAAUGUAAACUGUAAAUUUGUUCAAUAAAAUAGGAAUGUGAAAUAACUGUCA